AUGGUGAAUGAGACUUCUGCAUCGUUAUCACCCGACCGGUCGGAGUUCCAGACAAUUCACUCGGUGCCCUUUGAAAAUACCGUUGCGGUGGAUGCCCCUCUUGCGAUUCGGUCGGUCUCGUUGCCCACGCCCGAUGCGCCAACAGGCUCCAAUGGCAGGUCGCUAAGCACGAGCGCUGCAUCGAUUGGCCCCAGCGACAAUUCGGCGCCCGGACAUUCGUUUUCUCGGCUUCGACCUUUCACUCCCACCGGGGAUGACAACCGAACAAUUCGAUCGGAGGGCCCUCCCUCGCUGCGGAGCGUGCCCAGCAUCACAGUGAAUGAGCCAGGACCUCGUCCUAGUUCUCGCCCAGGCUCGCGCCCAGGCUCUCGCUGGUCGGAACGCAAAUGGGGAGGGUUGAGAAAACGCUCGGCGGAGAUGGACCGGAAACUCAGCUCGGAGGGAUCGCCUCCUCCCGUGCCACAGAUCGAACGUUCUUUUACUGGCAUCCCCCUGGAUAUACCAACAGCCUCUUUGGAUGGGCUGGAUAAGUCCAUGAAGUUCUCCAACCGCGGGAGCUUGAUAAAGACUGCAGCAAAGCGCCCGCAUCCAAACAGACCACAGGAAAGGCUUGAAGAGCACCCUGAUCAAUGUUUGGAACAUACAGCGCAGCCGAAGACUGAAGCAGAUCAUAGUCGAGAAGUAGACCAAUCGUCGGAGGAAACGCAGAAGCACAAUCCGGAUCAGCAAACGGAUCAACUUCACCCUGAAGUGGCGCCAACCCCUUCCAUCGCGAGAAGUCAAACCGAGGGAGAGAAUGGCGCACCGAAAGCGACACCCUCCCCGUCUAUCGCGAGAAGUCAAACCGAGGGAGAGAAUGGCGCACCGAAAGCGACACCCUCCCCGUCUAUCGCGAGAAGUCAAACCGAAGGAGAGAAUGGCGCACCGAAAGUCGUUCCCCGGCGCACCAAACCUCAGGGCACCCUUCGGCCUAGACAGUCAAGUCUUCCAAGCAGAGCCAUAUCAGCAGAUGAAGAUAUGUUGUCACGCCGAGUCCGACUGAUGUAUGAGAAGGGCGAAGAUAAUGUCACCGACUCCGAGGUCGCGAAAGCAUUGGCCUCCGAGAACGGAGUUCUGUGGGAAGAGGGGGCAGCAGAGGCUGAGACCUCUGAAACACCCGCCACGGAAAAUGGGACCGAGACCGAACAAAAGCCAAGGGCCUCCGCUGAAGUCGAGCGUCGUCGAAUCAAAAGAGAAACCCAAGAGCUAGCAGGCGGUGCUGAAUACUGGCAAAAUGUUGGGGCCGAAGAAGUCGACCGCUAUGGUUUCAUUCGCCCCGCGACAAACUCCAAGGGCUCUGAUAUUAACCCUCUACAGCGAGUCACAACUAGUCUUUUGCUGGCAUCCGAGACACCUCGGCGGAAACGAUCAAUACGCCCGCCAACUGCUCCGGCGAGUAACCGUUCAUUCAAUGGUCCUUCUUUGAACCGCAAGAUCUCACAGAGCUCUUUGGGCAAUCGCCCUGCUUCAUCACAGAGCAAUUAUAGUGCGCCAUUGCGCCGCUCUACUUCCCGCCUGCGCACGGCAACUAAUCGUCUACCUCACAACCGAGACCGCAAAGCUAAAGAUGAAGCGGCUGAUAUGCUCACUUUACCAUGUGAAUCUGUUCCUGGCGAGAAGGAAGACACUCCGGCUUCACGUGCAAUGCGGAGAAAGGAAUGGCAACGGGAAGACAAGUGGACCAAGAUGGCCAAGCCAAAGAAAAAACCCAAGGACGGCGGCGGGAUGACGUUCGAGUUCGAUACGCGGAGUUCAAAACUGAUUGAGCGAACAUGGAAAGGCAUUCCAGAUCGCUGGAGAGCGACGGCUUGGUACUCUUUCCUUGAAGCCAGUGCCAAACGCUACGAGGGAAGUCCGCCAGAGGAUCAGCUCAUUGAGGCUUUCAAUGAGCUUCAGUACAUUUCAUCGCCUGAUGAUGUCCAGAUUGACAUUGAUGUUCCACGGACUAUCUCUAGCCACAUAAUGUUCCGGAGACGGUACAGGGGUGGUCAGAGAUUACUCUUCCGCGUUCUUCACGCCAUGUCUCUGUACUUCCCAGAUACGGGCUACGUACAGGGCAUGGCAGCUCUUGCAGCCACGUUGCUGGCGUAUUAUGACGAGGAACAUGCCUUCAUCAUGCUGGUCAGACUUUGGCAACUACGUGGGCUCGAAGAACUUUAUAAAUCUGGAUUCGCCGGUCUAAUGGAGGCGUUGGCAGACUUUGAAAGAGAGUGGUUGGCCGGAGGCGAGGUGGCCUCAAAGCUGAAUGAGGUUGGAAUUCCACCUACUGCCUACGGCACACGCUGGUACCUGACGCUUUUCAACUACUCUAUUCCCUUCCCGGCCCAGCUCCGAGUUUGGGAUGUAUUUAUGCUUCUUGGUGACGCUGACGACAGCCCUGGUUCGCCCGCAAACUCAGGGAAGAACAAAGAGCCGUCUGAAAAUCCAAGAACCUUUGGCCAAAGUCUUGACGUUUUGCACGCUUCCUCCGCUGCCCUCAUUGACGGCAUGCGUGACAUUAUCCUCGAAUCUGACUUCGAGAACAUCAUGAAGGUUCUCACUAGUUGGAUUCCUAUCAAAGAUACUGAGAUGUUCAUGCGCGUCGCCAAAGCGGAGUGGAAAGUCCAUCGCCGCAGGAGACACGCCUAA
Molecule: messenger RNA, 2667 nt
Organism: Penicillium brevicompactum
Lineage: Eukaryota; Fungi; Ascomycota; Eurotiomycetes; Eurotiales; Aspergillaceae
Product: putative TBC domain protein
Exons: 2
Coding region: 1-2667 (888 amino acids)
Source: RefSeq, a predicted model, not a curated record